This is a messenger RNA of Echinostoma caproni, 2712 nucleotides long. Lineage: Eukaryota; Metazoa; Platyhelminthes; Trematoda; Plagiorchiida; Echinostomatidae. The record is from the annotation of a GenBank genome assembly.
ACUGUUGGACUGAAACAUCCACCAGAUUUGCUCUCCUUCCUUUCCGUUGAAGUGCCAGUUUUACCGUUGUGCACUUUGAAUUCGCUGCAGCGUGGUUCAACCGGACAGCAGUUGGGUUUACAACCUUGUGACGGCUCCCCUUGUCCCGGAAUAUCCCGUCUCAUGCCUGGCUCUCAACGAUAUCGUACUACGCUGAAUGGGUCUAACCCUGCUCUACGUUGUCCACAAUCAGAGAGUCUGGUGGAAACUGGUCUGAUAGGAAACGAGCACCGAAUGGUCGCAAUCGGGACUCCACCCACCACCGCUAACACACUUUGUCCGGGACGCCACGUGCUCGCUGAUAUUUGUCUGCCUAUCAACACCGAAGGUAUGCUACCUCGUUUGUGGGAAACGCGACAGCGUUUGAUCGAGUUGAACAACUCCGUAGAUCCAUUUUGUUUGGCUUGGGCACGAACAGUGUUGUACACGCUGAUGCCUCAUCCAAUGGCCGGGUGGUUAGAAGCAAAUUUUGGGGGUUCAGCCAAAGCAUCUGUUAGUUUUACCGGUGUUGAAGUGGUUUCACCAUUUAGCAGUCACACUCAGCCAAAAGAGCACGACCCCAGUGUCACCUAUCAGAUGCCCCCAACACGACGUUUGGCGUAUAUGUCAUCUUUGGCAAGUAAAUCAGCUGAAGCCCGCUCACUUCGACGUCGCUUGCGCAGACGAUUGCCUCGUGGUGCCCUUGUCUGCCCUCCACGAUUAGGCACGAGUUUCCGAGCGUUAGCACGUCAUUUGACAAACGCAAACGCAGGUCUAGUUUAUAUUGCCGGUUCGCCCGUGAUACGCAUCGACACUUGGAUGCCGUCGCCUCGACUGGCUGGAGAUUUGACCCUGAUUAAUGGAGAUGCAGUUGGGCACUCAACGUCUAACAGUGCUGACACAACUAACUGGGCGUUGUGUCGGGAUUUGAGUGUGGCGUUCACCACUUAUGCCGGUCAGUUGUCACUCACGUUUUGUGCGAACUCCGCAAUGGAUAACGAUCCGAAUUUAGACCUAAUUCUACAAGCAGUACGAACACAGCUAUUAAAGUGGUCAUUGGGUGCUCAACCGUGCAUUCCGGCUAUUUCCGCUAAUUAUAAGAUGAACAAGUAUUUUGAUGCAUCAAAACAAGUUCUCACUGUCAAAAUCUCUGUACUUCGUAAAAUGUGUCGUCUGUUGGCUGGUAGGCAUGUCCCCACCGCAACUGAUCGAUGGCUCUAUCGCAGUUCCAGCAUGGAAACACGCGCUCCAUCCCCUUCAACUGCACUAAGUCUCAGUCCAUCGUUGAACCCCAGUCUUGUAUUGCGUACCGAUUCCAACGCCACUACCAGUAUUGAAAGCACUGCCGACACCCGGUCAGGGGACGCGACUGGGCAUGGUGCACAGUCAGGAAUGUGUAAAACAGUAGCUCCAGCUUCUGUCUCAGAUUCAACGUAUGCAAACUUAUCCGAUCGCAGUAACCCGUCCAAAACUCAAACAAAGGGAUCACAAAAUUCCGUAGAACAGCGGUAUCACACCUCAAGAGAGAUGUCCAAUUUUGGUCAUGGUGAUGGCACGGGCGUUUUGGUGCGCGCUGUUUCCUCCUCGCAUACACCGGGACAGAUGGCAAAUCAAAUUUCUAUCCAAACAUACGCUUGUCAAUCCGGACAGCCAACAGAGCAGUUACAAGAUCGACUUCAAUGGGUCCAGCAACAACUAAACGAUGCCGCCUCGAGCACACCUACACAUUCAACACGAAAACGCCUGACAGAUCAGGAGUUAGUGGAUCUUCGAAACGAGUUUUGUGCAUUACUUCGCGAGCUCAAACAACGUUGCAGCCUCGGGAAUCUGGGCAUCACACCGGAAAUGGCCAAGUCCAUUUCUUUUCCUACUUCUGAUUCUCCAGAUCACAGAAAAAGUGUGCGAGACGGUCGGUUGGCUGUGACCCACCCUCGUUCUGUCGGUCAUUCCCCCACUCGGGUCGGUCAAACCAAAUUCAACUUCAACGAGGUUGGCAAGAGUCGUAGUGACUUCGAUUUCAAGCCAAAAAAUGAGGGCUUGACUAUUUCAUCCGGUAUUGGCAAAACCAUUGCGACCAGGGGAUCUGCUAGUCUUGAAACUGUUGGUGACAGGAAAAGAAACAUGACUACUCCCAUUGGGGGUGAUUUUGAUGAAGAUCCGGACUUUUACAUCGAUGCCUACGGGGACGAUGAUGAGGAAGAAGAAUUCGAGGACGAUGAAGAUGAUCUGGAAGAUUCGGAAAAACCGGUUUUUCCUAUACAAAGCUGUGGUAGUGGUGGUAGUUUACAUAUUCGACCGCCGAUUGCCCCACCUACGCCAGAUCAAUCUGGCAGAGAAAUCCCGUUCGGUACAGAGGACACAAUGAACAGCUCUGAACCAUCAAUACGCCCCGAUAACCGGGACCUAUCCACGCCCAACAUUGAUUCAUACCAUCCCAAGUCCAAGAGGCGUCGGACUAGUGCUACGUCUUCGGGAGGUCGUAAACGCCGGAGAUCCUCUUCACUGCUGUCUACCGAUGUUACGAGUUUUGAUCUGAUUCCGAAUAGACGUGGAUCAUUGGGUAGCGGUGGUACUUGUUCCACCCGGUCUGGCCCCGAGGGCUUACUGUCCAAGCUGGUCAGAGGUAGAUUGGGCGGUUUGAUCAGUAACAGUCGACCGAAUUCCACCGGACUCGGCUCUAAGUCAUGUAAAUAA